Messenger RNA from Neurospora tetraspora, 2436 nucleotides. RefSeq lists its product as uncharacterized. The transcript is spliced from 2 exons. The record is from RefSeq and is a predicted model, not a curated record. Lineage: Eukaryota; Fungi; Ascomycota; Sordariomycetes; Sordariales; Sordariaceae. The annotation marks the transcript as partial.
AGUGACUGGACAUGUCAUCGCUGUAUAGUGGAUAGCCAAGAGGCAGCACGACGCCAUCAUUACCAUGCCAGGUCGUCAUUCUCUCUACGUUCAGCCUCGUCAACCACCUCACUCCGUCUCUCCACCACCUCCACUGUCGGUCUCCCCAGAAGGCCCUCCUCAGCGAUGGGCUACUCUAUCUCCUCUUCCUCGACCGAAAACACUCAGGCUACUCGUUUCACCCCCUGCUCUAUUCCACAAUGCGAGGCACCUUCAGUCAAUAUCUUCUGUGCCCAGCAUCUAAAGUCUUUUCCAGUACCACUACCCGUCGACCUGGCCACUUCUGCCUCUCAGAAACCUGACACGACUGCUGCUUUAUCAAGGUCAUCAGUACACCCAUCCUCAUCGUCUCAGUCACCCAUCACUUCACAUUCAGUUGAUGGUCAAGGUGGCGCCGAAAAACCAGCCCAGCCUCACAGCGAGGCUGAAGUUGCCGAUGUUGUUAGACAAAGUCCACAAGGCUGCACACCAAAUCCUCCGGAGGCAGGUCCGGUUAAGAACCGUUCUUCGCCCUUUCCCACCACAAAGUCAAAACUCUUGCCGGGAAAUAUUGUUAGGCGCAAAACCGCCGGCAAAGACCCAUACCUAAACGGACGGACUCCCAAACCUGGACCCGGCACGCAUAAAGGUUCUACCUCCUUAGCGCAAACCUUGAACUCGACGUCAAAUGGGCCCUCUUCACUUGGACCCAAGGUCCUCUCUUCUACCACAGCAAACUCCAUCUCCCCACGUUUGACCACAGACAUCAGUUCCUUGUCAUUUUUGAACGGUGGGCCACCUCACAAGAGCCCGAGUUUAUCGCCUUCUUCCAACAGUCUUGACAGCAGUCGCAUUAACCGUUCUGAGACUCGUGACAAGCCUCGAUCAGAGGCCAAAUCUCAGGAGUCUACGCAGCCCGCCAUCAUGGCAAUCGACGCCCCUUGUCUGUCGGCUGAAAAGCAAUCACCGGGUGAGCGCCAAAAUGGUUCUACACAACCGUCAAACCCGGGGCUCCCACCACGGAGGAUAGCAGAACUUGCACGACAGUUGAGAUUUUCUGAUGAGAUGCAAGAUGCGGCCUGCAGCGGCUCGGCUGUGCAUGCUCCUCAGCAACCUAUGAAAGGUCCGACCCCCGCUCAGAAUCAAGCGCGGCAGAACAAUCUUCCUCCUGCAAACCACCAGCAAAACUUAUCUGGAGGCAUCCCAAACUUACAAGUUAUAAUGCCAACCGGUCAGAGCAGUAACUAUAUGUCUAUGGCCGAUAGGGUUAUGGUUCACUAUGCCAGGAGCGCAUUUGAUCUCGCGGGCUAUAACCCUCCAGCAGGGCUAAUACGAGGGUCUGUGUCAACCCGUUUCACCGCCAAUGGAGCCGAACCAAAUUCCACGGAGCCUCUCCCAGAUCUUCGUGGUCAGGAUCUACUACAAGGGUCGAGGUUUUCAAGUAAUCCAGAUCAGACAGUUGGGCAACCUAGACCACUGCCUCCACAGAAACCCCACCAACCUCAGCCCAGGCCACGGCCCAUAGUGACCAAUAUACAUGAGCCGAUCAUAAUAUCAGAUUCUGAUUCGGAAUCCGCAGAACAUUCGGAGCCGGAGCUGCAAGCAGAAUCAACCCCUCCAGCUGAACCAGCACCAGAUCCAAAGCCGACAAUACGACAGCAGCCACAGGCAAAGAAACCAGAGCAGCAGCCGAAGCAGAAGCCACAACCUCAAGGGCAGCCAACCCAAGAAGCGGAUCCUCCAGACACAGAACCAGAACCCGUACCUGAGCCGGUCUCGAAAGCUCAACCGAAACCCAAACUAAUACCCCAACCCGUAGCCAAACCGGCACCUCAGCUCAGUCCACGCAAACAGGCCAAUCCGCUCCCAAGGAAGGUACCAACACCGCCACUGUACGCUCACAUUGAUCCCCGGAUACACUGGCCACAGCGACACUCGCAAGAAUGGUUUGAAGCCAAGCAAAAGGAGAUUCAAGCCCGCGGUAAACGUAAAGCCAACUUUGGCAAAGCUGCUCGAAGUAUGCACAGGCAGCGGGUGGCUGAAGGACCACCGGAGACCCUUGAGGAGACGUUACCGGAUAAGGUGCUAGAUAACCCGGCUUGGGUGGAUAUGCUCAAGAAGCUACGGGAUAUGAAGCCUGCGGCUGGAAGUGGAAAGGGAAAUGAAACUAGUGGUACUGCCACUGCGACCACAACGACAGCGUCAGCAACAGCGACGACUACAAGAGGGCGAAGAACCGGCGGCGGGUUGAAGAGAACGUUCUCAAAUGUCUCUACGGGAACCACUACCAAUGGUGGUGAGCCUGAAACAGCCGAACCAGCAGACAAGGCUGUCACUACUCCUAACCCAAAAAGGAGAGCAACCGGUGCUGGGCUGAGGAGGGCGUUUUCGAAUGUCUCGGCGGGAUCGCCACUGUAG